This is a messenger RNA of Penicillium crustosum, 4179 nucleotides long. RefSeq names its product condensin subunit SMC4 (gene smc4). The coding region runs from base 1 to 4179 and encodes 1392 amino acids. NCBI's taxonomy places the organism in Eukaryota, Fungi, Ascomycota, Eurotiomycetes, Eurotiales, Aspergillaceae. Gene Ontology annotation, biological process: mitotic chromosome condensation. The record is from RefSeq and is a predicted model, not a curated record. Gene Ontology annotation, cellular component: chromosome. Gene Ontology annotation, molecular function: ATP hydrolysis activity; protein binding; ATP binding. The transcript is spliced from 6 exons.
AUGGCUUCAGUCGUCAAGGGCAGGGCUUCGCGCCGCUCUGCUCCCCGUCGGAGUUACGUCAUUGAGGAUACAUCUGAAUCGGAGGACCCCGGAAAUGUGACACCAACACCCGAUGCGCGCGAUGACGAUGAUGAAAUGGAGGAGGAUUACACCCCAGUCCCUAAGAAAGUAAAGAGGGGAUCGAGCAAAAGAAUGACACUAGACCCUGUGACACCUUCUACUGUGCGCGCUGCCAGCAAGACCCAAGAAGCGACAACAGAUGAUUCCGAUGCGAUGGACACCGAUGCAAUGGAUACGGACGCGAUGGACACUGAUGCGAUGGACAUCGACGAAGAGAAUGACGAGAAUGACGAGGGCGCUAGUAUGGCGUCGAUGGAAGGCGACCCCGAAUCUCCUUCUAGUAAAGCGGCGUUGAAAAGAAAAAGUAUGGCUCAUCCCCGCAAGAGUCACGGCUCAAUCACACCCAAGCCGGCACAGGGCUCACUCCCAACUCCAGAGCCAUCCCAAUCGCCAGAGCCUCAAGAAAGAGUGCAACGAGCAAGCGUGCCACCUUUGUCCGACAUCACCGAAUCCACCGUGAAUCAGUCGCCAUCGAAACAAUUGGAAGAGCCCAAAUCUCAGAUUUCCAUUAUAAACCCGAACUCGACAGUCUUGGAGAGGCCGAUGGACAUUGUGGCCAAGUCCAGAACGCAGGCCCCUCAAGCGCCAGAGGAGCCUGCUGCGCCUAAGCCCCGAAUGAUCAUUGAGAACCUUAUUCUGACAAACUUCAAGAGUUACGCCGGCCAGCAGAUUGUUGGUCCAUUCCACGCCUCCUUUUCGUCUGUGGUUGGACCGAACGGCUCCGGAAAGUCUAACGUGAUUGACUCGCUCCUAUUCGUGUUUGGCUUCCGCGCCAGCAAGAUGCGACAGGGCAAAAUCUCCGCGCUGAUCCAUAACUCUGCUCAGUACCCCAACCUUGCCUUUUGUGAAGUGGAGGUUCAUUUCUCACAAGUCCUCGAUUUGCCCGAUGGUGGCCAGGAAGUGGUCCCAGAUUCCCAACUAAUUGUUUCGCGACGAGCGUUCAAGAAUAACACCAGCAAAUACUACAUGAACAAAAAGGAGACCAAUUUUACCGCUGUGACUACCUUCCUCCGUGAUCGUGGAAUUGAUCUUGAUCACAAGCGAUUCCUGAUUUUACAGGGUGAGGUUGAGUCGAUCGCUCAGAUGAAGCCAAAAGCCUCCAACGAACAUGACGAAGGCCUCUUGGAAUAUUUAGAAGAUAUUAUCGGAACCUCCAAGUACAAGACACCUAUCGAUGAAGCGGCAACCGAACUCGAAGGUCUCAACGAUGUAUGCGUGGAAAAGAACAACCGUGUCCAGCAUGUGGAGAAGGAGAAGGCGGCCUUGGUGGAUAAGAAAGACAAAGCUCUGGCUUACAUCCGCGAGGAGAACGAAUUGGCACAGAAACAAUCGGCCCUCUAUCAGAUCUAUAUUGAUGAGUGCGCCGAUAAUGUUCGUGUUACUGAAGAGGCCAUCCUCCAAAUGCAGGAGCUUCUGAACAUGGAACUCGAGAAACACGAGGGAAAUGAAUCCGGCAUCAAAGAGCUCGAAAAAGCCUACAAAAAGGGGGUUCGUCAUUACGAGUCGAUAGAGAAGGAGACUCAAAGCUUGCUUAAGGAGAUGGCCAAGUACGACAAGGAGUCUGUUAAAUUUGAGGAGAAGAAGAAAUUCUUACUCGGCAAACAAAAGAAGCUAGAGAAAGCCAUGCAGACCAGCCGUCUUGCUGCUUCUGAAUGCCAGAGCUUGAAGGAGAUGGUGUCAGAAGAGAAGGAACUGAACUCAAUUCGUGAAGGGCUCAAAGGGAAGACGCAAGGCCUAUCUGAUCAGAUUGCCGAGAAGCAGAAGUCACUAGAGCCAUGGAAUGCGAAAAUCAACGAGAAACAGUCCGCAGUCGCAGUUGCUCAGAGUGAGCUGGAUAUCUUGCGCGAGCGUGGUAAUGCUGGUGCGGUCCUCCUCGAAGAGGCACAGGGCAAAAUUGUUACAAUCGAAGAAAGUCUGCAAGCCAAGCAAAACGAUCUCGAGGAGCGACAAGCCCAGAAAGAGACCUUGGAGUCUGAAGUGGAGAAGCUCAAACAUGACUUGAAGAAAUACGCGGGCCGUGAGCCCGAGGUUCGUUCGCAUGUCUCAAGUGCCCGCCAGAAAGCAGAGGAGGCACGCGUUAGUCUUGCAAGCACACAAAACCGCGGAAGUGUCUUGACUGGUUUGAUGCGUCUCAAGGAGUCUGGCCGUAUCGAUGGUUUCCAUGGCCGACUAGGUAACCUGGGAACAAUUGACGAGAAGUAUGAUGUCGCCAUUUCUACAGCUUGUCCUGCUCUCGACAACAUGGUGGUGGAAACUGUCGAAGUUGGCCAACAAUGCAUCGACUAUUUGCGCAAGAACAACCUUGGACGAGCGAACUUCAUUCUUCUUGACCGCCUCCCCCGUCGUGAUAUGUCCACGAUCUACACACCUGAAAGCGUUCCUCGUCUCUUUGAUCUCGUCAAGCCGAAGGACCCCAUGUUUGCCCCAGCUUUCUACAGCGUGAUGCAAAACACGUUGGUUGCGAAGGACCUGGAGCAAGCGAAUCGGAUUGCCUACGGUGCUCGUCGUUGGCGAGUGGUGACGGAAGACGGUCAGUUAAUUGAUGUGUCAGGAACAAUGAGUGGUGGUGGCACCCGUGUCGCCCGAGGCGGUAUGUCUUCAAAGCAAGUCGCAGACACCACAAAGGAGCAGGUGUCUCGCUUGGAGUCAGAUCUCGAAGAACUGGAAAGGAAAUUCCAGGCUUUCCAGGAGAAACAGCGUCACGUGGAAGCUCAGAUGAAGGAAAGAUCAGAGGAAAUCCCACGCUUGGAGACUAAGAUCCAAAAGAUUUUGAUCGAGAUCGACAGCACCAAGCGCAGUCUUGCUGAUGCCCAGCGACGCAGCGGUAUCGAGGAAGAGAUCCAGAAUUUGCAGAGCACGAUUAUGGAGGUCGGUGGUGUUCGCCUUCGCGGCCAAAAGGCGAAGGUGGAUGGCUUGAAAGAGCAGAUUGGUAUGCUUGCCGAGGAGAUUUCAAACGCGGAGGGGCAGCAGUCCAAGAACGAAAAACUCAUCAAGAAGCACACCAAAGCCCGUGAUGUUUCAGAGAAGGAGAUUGCUCAGAUUACCGACGAGUUGGAGAAACUAGAAGAAGAUGUUGCCAACCAGACCAAUGAAUCUGCCGACUGGAGACAGAAGGCUGAUGAAGCCCAGGAGGCUUUGGAAUCUAAGAAGGGCGAGCUGAAGGCCAUGAAAGACGAGCUUGACGCGAAGGUGGCUGAGCUCAAUGAGACGCGAGCUGCUGAGAUCGAGAUGCGCAAUAAACUGGAAGAGAAUCAGAAGGCCUUGGCCGAGAACCAAAAGCGCAGUCGUUACUGGGAGGAGAAGCUUUCAAAGCUGACCGUCCAGAACAUCAGCGAUAUCGGUGAAGAGCAGGAGCCUACAGAGCUUCAGAUGUACACCAAGGAUGAGCUAGAGGCUAUGAAUAAAGAUUCUCUGAAAGCUGUUAUUGCUGCUUUGGAGGAGAAGGUUCAAAAUGCCUCUAUCGAUUUGUCAGUCAUUGAGGAGUACCGUCGUCGAGCUGCCGAGCACGAAUCGCGCUCCGCGGAUCUGACCACCGCUUUGACAGCACGAGACGGCGCCAAGGCACGCCUGGACGGCCUUCGAUCCUCUCGCUUGAAUGGGUUCAUGGAAGGAUUUGGUAUUAUCUCGUUGCGUCUCAAAGAAAUGUACCAGAUGAUCACCAUGGGCGGUAACGCUGAGCUGGAGCUUGUUGACUCGUUGGACCCCUUCUCGGAAGGAAUCUUGUUCUCGGUCAUGCCUCCUAAGAAGAGCUGGAAGAACAUUGGUAACUUGUCUGGUGGCGAGAAGACUCUGUCCAGUUUGGCGCUGGUCUUCGCUCUUCACCACUACAAGCCUACUCCGCUCUAUGUCAUGGACGAGAUUGAUGCCGCCCUGGAUUUCCGAAACGUUUCCAUUGUCGCCUCGUACAUCAAGGAGCGAACAAAGAAUGCCCAAUUCAUUGUCAUUUCAUUGAGAAACAAUAUGUUCGAGCUUGCUGCCCGACUUGUGGGUGUCUAUAAGGUUAACCACAUGACCAAGAGUGUAACGAUCGAGAACCGAGAUUAUAUUACGGGUCGAUAA